This is a messenger RNA of Anneissia japonica, 2122 nucleotides long. Its product is annotated as palmitoyltransferase ZDHHC23-like. The transcript has 3 exons. Gene Ontology annotation, cellular component: endoplasmic reticulum; Golgi apparatus. Bases 76 to 609 code for a protein of 177 amino acids. The record is from RefSeq and is a predicted model, not a curated record. Gene Ontology annotation, molecular function: protein-cysteine S-palmitoyltransferase activity. NCBI's taxonomy places the organism in Eukaryota, Metazoa, Echinodermata, Crinoidea, Comatulida, Comatulidae. Gene Ontology annotation, biological process: protein targeting to membrane; peptidyl-L-cysteine S-palmitoylation.
GUUUUGUUUUUACAACAUGGGAAGAGGGCGUGCUCUAACGAAGUUAAAUAGCCAAAAGUUAGGGUAAUCAUCAUCAUGAUGAACCCUAAAUCAGAAGUUAUUGAUGGCCCCUUGUGCUGUUGUGAAUAUGAAAAUAUAAAUGGAGAUAAAAGUCAUGUGUUGGCUGCAUUAUGUGACUGUGAAGAUGUUGAUUCGGCUUGUGACAGGAUAGAUAGCUGUGUUGGAGAGGCCAACCAUCGUUCAUUUUUGCUGUCGAUCAUCCUGUUUGUAGUAGGUGGUGUGUGGGGUAUUGUGUUAUCACUACAGAGUGUGUGUCAUCAUCCCCAAUAUGGCUUUCAUGUCCCACAAUGCCUGUAUGCUUAUAGGAAGAAUAGUUCAGCCAUUGUGUUGUCAUGUAGCCUAUACAGUGCAUUGGCGUGUCUAGCUAUGUUAAUCCUCCUAUUACAACAGUUUCAUCUCAUAACUCACAACUGGACAUAUCGUGAGCGCAAACUGGCAUUGCGAGGCCACCUUCCCAAGGACCUUAUGUACGACUAUGACAAGGGAUUCCUUCAAAAUUGGAAGAACUUUCUCCUCAAAAGGUUUGACCAGGAUUUAAUAACUGUUUGAGCAUAUAUCUCAGGCAUUUACUCAUGCUGAUGUAUACAUAUAUACCGACCAUACUGUAUUAUGUAUAAUAUAUACUGAUCCAUUUCGUAUGUAAACAAUUUUGCAAACAGUAUCAAAUAGUAACAAGUUGUAAAAAGUUUUGGGUCAUGUUAAAGCAAAUCCAUGUAAAAUCUUUCAGACCCCUGUGAUAAUCUCAGAAGAGUAGCAUGUUUUUCUUUGCAGCUACAGUAGAUGUCCCGAGUUAAUCAAUGCAUAUGUGUGUGUACUUUUUUGCAGAUUUUAACCAUAAAGACAGGCUUUGGAAAACAUUAAUAUUUUGCUAGGCCUCCUAUCCUAAAUUUAGGCAUAGGCCUACUGUAAGCACAGCAUGCGCUAUAAACAAUGAUGACACAAUUGUUGUUGUCCUUCGAAAAAUGAUUAGUGCAACAAGAGGCCAUGCAUCCAGGGGUGGCUCUAGAAUUUUCCCAACGGGGAUCCAAGCCCCCCCGAGGACGAGAGAAAAGUGGGCGUGGCCAGGAGCCUCCCAAAAUAUUUCAAAAGUGAUCGGAAAAUUUUUACAAUUAAGGGGUUUUAUAGGCUUAUUUAAUCAAUUUCAGAGUCUAUUAAUGUGUAGAAAAUACAUAUAGUUUUUUUUAUCCCCAAUGUUUGUGGUUUUUCCUCCGACGGAGGUGGUGGGGGGGGGGGCAACUCUCCAUGACGGGGAUCCUGUCCCCCGGCCCAACACCACACCUGAAUGCAAUGUGCAACUAGGCUAUACAGUAGCCUAGGCUACAGCGACAUCAAGGAGACUUGCAAAAAAGCCUGCAAAAGUGUAAACAAAUAGCAAUACCAAUUAUGCUAUUCCUCAGAUUUGCAUCGAUCGUAAUUGUUUGUGAAAUAAGUAAAAUAUUGGACAUAAUUGUGUUACAAGUUGUCACAUAUAUUCUAUGUGUGAAUUAGUUAUAAAAUGUAAAUUUUCAACAGAGAACUCAGUAUAAUUGUUGUGUGCAAGUAUGUAAAAAUAAGCAAGGACAUUGUCCUUAAUUAUUGGUAUAUUUAUUGAGUAUAAAACAUGAUAUUUGUACAAUAUAAUGGCAUUAAAUCCUUGUUAUGUAUAAUUUUAACAUAGAACUAUUUAAUGAAUUAAAGUUAUUGAAGUAUACUGUAAUAAAUAAAAAAGAAUUUCUAAUAAUCAAAAUGACCACAUUGUAAAAUGUUGAAUGAACAGGUCUACAUUAUAUCCAACCAUCACUUACAUUAGGAUUCAACAUGUCGUUGACCAAAUACGUCAACUGUGUCAUGCGACUAUCAAUCCCCACUCUAUAUGAAACAUUCUUCACGUAUUGGAAAUUGUACUGGUUCUUAAUGACUAAAAGCAAUAUUGGAGAAUUGUACUGGUUCCUAUUGACUAAAGCGCUAUCCAUGCUAUUAAAGUUCCUAUGACAAAUACCUGUGAUUUCAAAUUGACAUCAUCCUGUUCAUAUAUGAGCAAGUUAAGGAUAUUUGUCUCAGAAAACUUGACAGAUGGACAUUC